AAAAAAAAAAAACAGAGAGUCAAAAUACAAAUGAGUUCAUAUUGAAUUGGGGUUAAUAUGUCCAAAUUAGAACAUGCAAUUAAAGAAAUGCAUUGACCACAAUUUAGAUGGACAACACACACACAAACACACACACAGAGAUAUAGCACAUUCCGAAAUAUAAAAUAAAAAAACACAGAGAGCGCGCGCUACUGUUUAGGCGUCCUUUUAGCUACACGGCUAGAUUGGAAGGCAAUGCCAGAAGACCAGAGUCUAUCUGUGUGAGGGUCUGAGUGUUUUGCCCAUUUUUUCAUUCCAAAUCCCAAUAAUUCACAGAGGAUGCCCUUCUUCUUCAUCUUCUUCCACUUUCCUCGAGAGGGCCUCACUCACAUCUCAACAACAACAACAACAAUAUGCCAUAAUAGGCUGAUGAUGAUGAAGUUUAUUGGAGACAAGAGAGGGUUGAUGAAGAGUUGGCAUGGUCGUAUAAUUCUGCUCACGUAAUAUCACAGUUAGCUCAAUGUUUUAUAUUUGGUGGGUGUAGCUAAUGCUAUGGUUGGAGCACGAUCAUGGAUAGUGGGAAUCUUUAGCCGCUCAGGCAAUAAACAUUCUGGAAGUGGAAAAAUUACUGAUUUACCUUUGACUUCUCUUCAGAAAGAAAGACUACAAAGGCUUCAAGAACGAUUACAAGUACCUUUUGAUGAGACUCGCCUUGAUCAUCAAGAAGCUCUUAGAGUAUUGUGGCAUUCAGCCUUUCCAGAUGUUGCUCUUGAUGGUUUGAUCUCUGAGCAAUGGAAAGAUAUGGGUUGGCAAGGCCCUAAUCCAUCAACUGACUUUAGGGGUUGUGGUUUUAUUUCGCUUGAGAAUUUGCUGUUUCACGCAAGGACUUAUCCGGCUUCUUUUCAUAGGUUAUUGUUCAAGCAAGGUGGGAAGCGAGCAACAUGGGAAUAUCCAUUUGCUGUUGCUGGCAUUAAUGUAUCAUUCAUGUUGAUUCAGAUGCUGGAUUUGCACUCAGAGAAACCAAAAUGUCUUCCAGGAAUCAAUUUUGUUAGAUUAUUAGGAGAGGACGAAGAAGCCUUUGAUGUUCUAUACUGUAUAGCUUAUGAGUUGAUGGAUGCUCAGUGGCUUGCUAUGAGUGCUUCGUACAUGGAGUUUAACUUCUACAAGUAACAAGAACACAAUUGGAGAGAGAACUAUCUCUAGAAGACGUUCGUCAAAUACGAGGUUUACCGGCUUACAACCUGAUGUACCACUAGUUUUGCUCAUUAGCUUGUUUUGGAAAUCCACGGAACAUUUUUGCUAUGAACUUGAGCAGCUCCAAGCCGAUUGCUAACUUGAGAGGUCGAAGAUCUGUUGUGACUUUUCAAAUGUGGGUUGUUUGUACACGACGCCAAAUUUGAUGGUUCCAGGGCUGAAAUGUGCACGAUGGAAUGGAGUUAUAGCAUUAAUGGUGUUGAGCUAGAAUUGAUAAACUCUUUGUUACAAGCAGUAGCCGAUGAGUGAAAUUAUAGAUUGAAUAAUGCUUCUAAUCAUAUCAUGAUAAAGGCUGCUCUUGUAGGUUCCUAAUUUCUCUCGUCUACAGAUGGAUGGAUUGGCUCACCAAUUAUUUUCUAAUGUCUUCUUGUAGGUUCACUUAACUGCAGCAGCAUGGGUUUUAUUUUGGUAUGAGAUGAAUAUUUCUAUACAACAGGUAGAUUAAUAGAAGAAAAAAGUUAGUAAAAGGUGUAAAAAUCACACUUGAAAUAAGAAAAAUAAGUUCUGUAUAUUUCCUUGUAGCAAAAGUUGCUUACAUUGGCCAAGUUCUUAGAUUAAAAGAUAAUGAUAUUUGGUUGGGAGGAAAGUAAAAAAAAAAACUUGCAGAAAUAUGUUGAUCACUUGCAGAAGACAAAAACAAACCAAACCAGAACAUUAGAUAGGAAAAUGUAACUUAUGAUGUGUUAACCAGAAUAAAUAUUAGAUUCUACAGAUUUCCUUUAAUAUAUCUUUCAAUUGAAAAUUUAAAUAUGCAAUAAUUAAAUAUGGUUAGUGUGAAAAAUUAAUUUAUUACAAUCGUUGCAACGAUAACGUGCAACAACGUGGUGCAACAUACAACUACAAACAUUCCAUCAAAAUACAUAUAUCUAUUUUUUAGUUUUAUUGUAGAUAAGGGCGGAUCCAAGAAUUGUUAAUGGAGUGGGUUAAUAUUUGUUUUGUGAGCUAAUACUAGUAAUAUUUUUUUCUUUUUUGGCUGGACUAAAAUUACCUAUAAAAAAAAAAAAAAAAAAAAAAAAUUUUGAGCGUACACAUAAAUCCGCUCUUGAUCGUAAAUCUGAUUUGCUUUGAUGGAGUGUUUGUAAUUUGUC
Messenger RNA from Cornus florida, 2321 nucleotides. RefSeq lists its product as uncharacterized. The record is from RefSeq and is a predicted model, not a curated record. NCBI's taxonomy places the organism in Eukaryota, Viridiplantae, Streptophyta, Magnoliopsida, Cornales, Cornaceae. Bases 532 to 1149 code for a protein of 205 amino acids. The transcript has 10 exons.